This is a messenger RNA of Thamnophis sirtalis, 1286 nucleotides long. The record is from RefSeq and is a predicted model, not a curated record. NCBI's taxonomy places the organism in Eukaryota, Metazoa, Chordata, Lepidosauria, Squamata, Natricidae.
GUUUUCACUUUGCCCAAAGUCAUCUCCAAACUGAAGUUGAAACUUACAGCACUGGAAGGCUCCCGGGUGCGAAAAGUGGCCGUUGCCAACUUUGUCAGCUCUAAGACCGAGCAUAGUGAGAAUGACUUGGCUGUCCUGACAAAUCAGGGAGACAUCCAGAUUAUCUCUCUGCCUUCACUUAAAAUCCAAGCCCGUUAUCCCUGUAUUCGCAAGGAGGAUGUGAGUGGCAUUGCUUCCUGUGUAUUCACCCGAUAUGGGCAAGGGUUCUAUCUCAUCUCCCCAUCAGAAUUUGAAAGAUUUUCCCUUUCGCCAAAGUGGCUGGUGGAACCUCGAUGUCUUGUGAAAGCAUUGGAAAACAGAGAAAACAGCCACGGGCACAGCACAUCUGGCACAGAAAGGACUUCAAAGAAAUCAAACAGCAGCAUUAGGGAUUCAAGACAAACCUCUGGUGAACCAGGUGGUGAUGAAAGAAUGACUGAUAGGCUGAUGGAACACGCCCUUCUCAAUGAUGAAAAUGUUCUGAAGGAAAUCCAGAGUACGCUAGAAGAUGGGAGAGGGAGUUACUAUAAUAGAAGUUCAGGAAGAAUCCAAGUAGGGCAUACGCUAAGUAAUGGAGGAGAAUGAUUGUGCCUUGGCGUGUCGUUUGUGAGUUUUGGGCAUUUAAAGAGUGCCAUAACACUACUGUUGUAGGUACAGCAUCGUCGGGGCUGAGAAGCAUCCCCUGGCCAGGGCUUCGGAUAAAAUUGAAGGGCUGCAUCCUUUUCCUCAUUGUGCCUCACCUGAAGCUCGUACCUAUCUUGAGUUAUCCGCCUUGUGAAGAUGCUGGAACCACUCUAGCCUCUUCCUUUUUAUGCCUCUGGAUCUGUGUUUUGCAAUUCUUCAAGUGUUUGCACAAUUUAUUUCCUUUUUAAAUAUAUAUAUUUGUACUGGGAAGGGUUUUAAAUUAUGAAAAUUAUUGUUUUGGAAGCAGACUUUUAAGAAUGAGUACUGUUUCCACUAAGAUUAUUUUUUGUACAUUUUUAAAAUCAUAAUGGGUGUUUAACAGAGGCAUAUUUUAGAAGUGUGCUUUUUAAAAAAAAAUUAUUGAAAUAAUAUAUGUCACUUUAAAUCCCUGUGGCUGCUCCAAUGAAGUUUUUGUCAUAUUACAGUACUGUUAAAUUGUUUGGCAGACUGGGUAGAUUAUUUUUGUAGCUGUUCAGAAGUGAGCAAACUAAUCAAAUUUAACUUGAUUUGUAUAUGAACACUACAUUAAUUUUUCUUGAAAUAAAACAGUACCUUUACUUAUU